CGUGGCGGAAGUUCCUGUCCUCUCUAGCAGUUUUCUCUUUUGCACCCGCGCGGUUCCGUCACUGUUUAGCGCCUGCAUUCCAGUGUGGCGGACGUCACCUGCAGCCACGUCUUCCCAAGUGGUCAUACAGACUGAGACUCGGACCGGAAGUCCCGCCAGUCACGUGACCUGCUGCCCGACACGUGCGAGAGCCAGUCUGAACUGAAAGGCUAUGGCGGCGGCGUUUCUUAGAAAAGCGGCCAUUGCCGUGAAGGACACGUGUCCCGGGCUGUCCCGGCACCUUAUGUCACUGUACCCCUUGCCCGCAAGGAGCAAAAGCAAUGAAGAAGAAACGUGUCCAUUUUGUUUUCAGAUCCGGCUGCCCGGUAAUCACAAGGUUCGCCUGAAGCCAAAAAUGAGAAUAACCCCUCAGAUUGACAAUCUGCUCAAAAAAGAGGGCAGGUGCCACAGGCUUAAUCUGAAGCAAACCAGGCUGCUUAGGAAAUACAGAUCCAGCAGGAGUUACCUGGUGGUCACGUGCAACACCUGCAACAUGGUGUCCAAAUAUCCGGGCGAGAGCAGGGUGGUCACCGCAAACCGCCCCGGCACGCCCAAGGCCAAGAGCGAUUCAGUGUCCCCUCAUUUAAGAAAGGCUGGGCUGAAUCAAAAAGUCAACCUGUCCUACAGCGAAGAGAAGCGGCGCCCUAAAAACCGGACCCCCAGGUUGUGCGCCUCCGCCUCGGCUUCACCCGUCACCGCUGCAAGGUCCUCCAAGAAGGGCAAAUUCCAUUUUUCAAGGUUAAAAAUGAUGCUGAGUCAAGAGGAAAAGGAACCAAAUAUAAAGCAAAAUUUGCUGAAUUUCCUCACCUCUCUUUCCUGAUGCUGCGGAUCGAAAAAUAGCAAUACCGCCAAGACCCGAUCGCUCGCUCCGCUAUUCCGCGAAUAGGGAUGUUUCCGCGUUUGAUGGAUUGUUAAAUAUCGCAUUGACUGUCAUACGCACGAUAGAAGAUAUAGGAUUUGACUAAAAAUGACAUAAUUGAUAUACAUUUUUUCAAAAAAGGUUUACUCAAAGGUAUAAACGGUAUAAAUACGUUUCUAAUUACUUAAAGGGGUUCUCCUGUGAAAAAUAUUCUGCAGUUUGCAAACCGGCCCCUGGAUCUGAAGACUUUUGCAAUUGUCUGUAAUUAAAAAUGUAUUCUAGCUACUGAGUAGGGUUGAGCGAGCCCGG
Molecule: messenger RNA, 1207 nt
Organism: Bufo bufo (common toad)
Lineage: Eukaryota; Metazoa; Chordata; Amphibia; Anura; Bufonidae
Gene: RMP24
Product: chromosome 10 C18orf21 homolog
Exons: 1
Coding region: 212-859 (215 amino acids)
Source: RefSeq, a predicted model, not a curated record